CUGAAUAAUAUUCCAUUAUAUUGAUAUACGACAUUUGGCUAACUGGUUCAUCAAUUAAUGGACAUUUAUUUGUUUCUACUUUUUGGCUUUAUGAAUAAUGCUGCUAUGAAUAUUCAUGUAUAAAUUUUUGUGGUCAUAGGUUUUAAUUUCUCUUGGAUAUAUAUAUAUACACCUAGGAGUAGGAUUGCUGGGUUAAAUGGUGACUAACUUUGAGGGGCUGUCAAACUGUUUUCUAAAGUGACUACCCAUUCCCAGUAGCAACUCACAAGGGUUCCAGCAGCAAUUCAAUAGGGGUCCAGUUUCUCCCAGCAAUGCUUAGGGGUCCCAGUGUCUCCCAUCUUUGCCAACAUUUGUUACUCUCUUUUUGAUUAUAGCCAUCUUAGUGGGUGUGAAGUUGUAUCUCAUUGUGGUUAUUAUUUGCAUUUCCAUGAUGAUUUGUGAUGUGCAUCUUUUCAUGUGCUGUUGGCCGUUCGUGUAUGUUCUUUGGGGAAGUGUCUAUUCAGAUACUUGGCUCAUUUUAAAAUUUAGUUAAUGCUCUUUUUAUUAUUGAGUUACUUAUAUAUUUUUAGUUAUAAGUCCCAUAUCAGAUAUACGAUUUGUAAAUAUUUUUUCCCAUCUGUGGGUUGUGUGUUCAGGUUUUUGCGUGGACAUACCCUUUUGGAUAGAUCUAGGAGUGGAAUUGCUGAGUCAAAUGGAGAAUUGCUUGAACCCGGGAGGCGGAGGUUGCAGUGAGAUCAUGCCACCGCACUCCACCGUGGGCAACAGAGCAAGACUCUGUCUUGGAAAAAAUAAAAAAGACUUGAAACAUAUUAAUUGAACAUAAGUAUAGAUCUUGUUUGGAUCCUGUUUCAUGCAAACCAACUGUAAAAAGUUAUUUAUGAGCCCAUUGGGAGUAAUUUAAAUUUGAAAACCACUUGUAUAUUAGAUGAUUUUUAAACAAUUUUAAUUUUUUAAAGGUAUUAUUAUAGUAGUAUGGUUACAUUAAAAAGAAAGACUCCUUUCUCUUACAGAUAAGUACUGAAGUAUUUUGGAUGAAAUGAUGUUGAUAUCUGGAAUUUGCUUUAAAAUAAUUCAGCAUGUUUGGAGGAUUACAGACAAGACAAGAAUUGCCAUACGUUGAUAAUUAUUGAAGCUGGAUAAUAGGUGACACAACUAAAAAAAAACAAAGGUAUUUAUGGAAUUCCACUGAGUGGUAAUGGAUGAUGCAGUUCAAAUAACUAAGAUAAGCAUGGAUUCCUGGUUCAUUCUUGUUCUGCUUGGCAGUGGUCUGAUACAUGUCAGUGCCAACAAUGCUACCACAGUUGCACCUUCUGUAGGAAUUACAAGAUUAAUUAACUCAUCAACGGCAGAACCAGUUAAAGAAGAGGCCAAAACUUCAAAUCCAACUUCUUCACUAACUUCUCUUUCUGUGGCACCAACAUUCAGCCCAAAUGUAACUCUGGGACCCACCUAUUUAACCACUGUCAAUUCUUCAGACUCUGACAAUGGGACCACAAGAACAGCAAGCACCAAUUCUAUAGGCAUUACAAUUUCACCAAAUGGAACGUGGCUUCCAGAUCCAGAUAACCAGUUCACGGAUGCCAGAACAGAACCCUGGGAGGGGAAUUCCAGCACCGCAGCAACCACUCCAGAAACUUUCCCUCCUUCAGGUAAUUCUGACUCGAAGGACAGAAGAGAUGAGACACCAAUUAUUGCGGUGAUGGUGGCCCUGUCCUCUCUGCUAGUGAUCGUGUUUAUUAUCAUAGUUUUGUACAUGUUAAGGUUUAAGAAAUACAAGCAAGCUGGGAGCCAUUCCAAUUCUUUCCGCUUAUCCAACGGCCGCACUGAGGAUGUGGAGCCCCAGAGUGUGCCACUUCUGGCCAGAUCCCCAAGCACCAACAGGAAGUACCCACCCCUGCCCGUGGACAAGCUGGAAGAGGAAAUUAACCGGAGAAUGGCAGACGACAAUAAGCUCUUCAGGGAGGAAUUCAACGCUCUCCCUGCAUGUCCUAUCCAGGCCACCUGUGAGGCUGCUUCCAAGGAGGAAAACAAGGAAAAAAAUCGAUAUGUAAACAUCUUGCCUUAUGACCACUCUAGAGUCCACCUGACACCGGUUGAAGGGGUUCCAGAUUCUGAUUACAUCAAUGCUUCAUUCAUCAACGGCUACCAAGAAAAGAACAAAUUCAUUGCUGCACAAGGACCAAAAGAAGAAACGGUGAAUGAUUUCUGGCGGAUGAUCUGGGAACAAAACACAGCCACCAUCGUCAUGGUUACCAACCUGAAGGAGAGAAAGGAGUGCAAGUGCGCCCAGUACUGGCCAGACCAAGGCUGCUGGACCUAUGGGAAUAUUCGGGUGUCUGUAGAGGAUGUGACUGUCCUGGUGGACUACACAGUACGGAAGUUCUGCAUCCAGCAGGUGGGCGACAUGAGCAACAGAAAGCCACAGCGCCUCAUCACUCAGUUCCACUUUACCAGCUGGCCAGACUUUGGGGUGCCUUUUACCCCGAUCGGCAUGCUCAAGUUCCUCAAGAAGGUGAAGGCCUGUAACCCUCAGUACGCAGGGGCCAUCGUGGUCCACUGCAGUGCAGGUGUAGGGCGUACAGGUACCUUUGUCGUCAUUGAUGCCAUGCUGGACAUGAUGCAUACAGAACGGAAGGUGGACGUGUAUGGCUUUGUGAGCCGGAUCCGGGCACAGCGCUGCCAGAUGGUGCAAACGGAUAUGCAGUAUGUCUUCAUAUACCAAGCCCUUCUGGAGCAUUAUCUCUAUGGAGAUACAGAACUGGAAGUGACCUCUCUAGAAACCCACCUGCAGAAAAUUUACAACAAAAUCCCAGGGACCAGCAACAAUGGAUUAGAGGAGGAGUUUAAGAAGUUAACAUCAAUCAAAAUCCAGAAUGACAAGAUGCGAACUGGAAACCUUCCAGCCAACAUGAAGAAGAACCGUGUUUUACAGAUCAUUCCAUAUGAAUUCAACAGAGUGAUCAUUCCAGUUAAGCGGGGCGAAGAGAAUACAGACUAUGUGAACGCAUCCUUUAUUGAUGGCUACCGGCAGAAGGACUCCUAUAUCGCCAGCCAGGGCCCUCUUCUCCACACAAUUGAGGACUUCUGGCGAAUGAUCUGGGAGUGGAAAUCCUGCUCUAUCGUGAUGCUAACAGAACUGGAGGAGAGAGGCCAGGAGAAGUGUGCCCAGUACUGGCCAUCUGAUGGACUUGUGUCCUAUGGAGAUAUUACAGUGGAACUGAAGAAGGAGGAGGAAUGUGAGAGCUACACCGUCCGAGACCUCCUGGUCACCAACACCAGGGAGAAUAAGAGCCGGCAGAUCCGGCAGUUCCACUUCCAUGGCUGGCCUGAAGUGGGCAUCCCCAGUGACGGAAAGGGCAUGAUCAGCAUCAUCGCCGCCGUGCAGAAGCAGCAGCAGCAGUCAGGGAACCACCCCAUCACCGUGCACUGCAGCGCUGGGGCAGGAAGGACGGGGACCUUCUGUGCCCUGAGCACCGUCCUGGAGCGUGUGAAAGCAGAGGGGAUUUUGGAUGUCUUCCAGACUGUCAAGAGCCUGCGGCUACAGAGGCCACACAUGGUCCAGACACUGGAACAGUAUGAGUUCUGCUACAAGGUGGUGCAGGAAUAUAUUGAUGCAUUCUCAGAUUAUGCCAACUUCAAGUAAGCGGUAACAAGGGUCCGUGGACCAGGAGGAUUGCCUUUAAUAUUUUGUAAUAUUCUGUUUUGUUAAUAUACCCCAAAUUGUGUAUAUAUCUUAUAACUGUUUUAGAAAUUGGUACAUAGGCUUCUAUUACCUAUUAGGUGGAAAUUUUAUAUGUAAAUGUGUUAGCACUGAUAGUCCUUUUUCCAAUGUUUUAUUGGGGAAUUAAAUAGUGUGAUGUUUGGAUUGAUAUCGUGAAAUCCUCAGCCGGGAAAUUGGGCUGGAUUGUGCUUUGGUUAAUACAUCUUUCCCUAAAGAAGAUAAACACAAAAUCCAUUCCAGGUAGCUCGGCACCAACUAAGAAAAAAAGCACAAAGUUCUCAGAGCUCUCGAGGAAAGUGGUUGUCCCCAUACCACCAUGCACUGUAAAUAUCCCUCCCCUCUCUCCCUGGUCCCCUCCCCCGUCCCCACCACCUAUAUCAUGGGGAGUAAUAGGACCAGAGCGGUAUCUCUGGCACCACACUAGGGACUAUCAGGUAAUAAAAGCUUUGACUCCCUGAGGAAA
Molecule: messenger RNA, 4184 nt
Organism: Pongo pygmaeus (Bornean orangutan)
Lineage: Eukaryota; Metazoa; Chordata; Mammalia; Primates; Hominidae
Gene: PTPRA
Product: protein tyrosine phosphatase receptor type A
Exons: 24
Coding region: 1196-3643 (815 amino acids)
Biological process (GO): protein dephosphorylation
Molecular function (GO): protein tyrosine phosphatase activity
Source: RefSeq, a predicted model, not a curated record